AAAAUUAUAUAUCUUUUGUUGAUAGUGUUAGAUACCAAUGGGCUGCAAGUCAAAUACUUAAUUUUGUGAUUUAUCAUAAAUAAACAAGUAAAUGGUGUUCAGAUGCAAUUGCUAAUAAUAAUAAUAAUAAUAAUAAUAAUAAUAAUCAUUAUUGAGUUAUGUGAUUUCGUCUGUGGAUCCCACCAAUGGGUAUUUUCUUCUCUUUUAUAUUAUUCCACACUUUCCCUUCUUUCUCACUCUUCUUUUUUGCUCCUUUCCUCUCUCUUCAUCCAGUGAGCAUAACAAAUUCAAUCUUUCAGUGGAGCGAUCAAUCCAUUUCUUGGGGGAUUUUGCUAAUUACAGCCACUGGGUUUGGUUUCUUUAUCUUUCUGUCAGAUCAAGUAUCUCCGUCAAUGGCAAUGAUAUUGAAAGAAGACAAAACUAACCUUAGAACGAGCAAAUGCUAAAACAAGAUUCAUGCGAAGCCACUUUGAAGCAUUUUGUGAAGCCACUUUGAGGUUAUAAUUGAGAUGAAAUUUUGUUGAGUUGAGUUGAGUUGUGCUAAAACCUUUGUGAAGCCACUUUGAAGCAUUUUGUGUCUUGAUUUUUGGUUACGUGUGCUUCCAUUUAACCCGUGACUCAGUGUUGUCCAAUGGCUGCUAUAGGAGCCCUAGAAGCCUCAUCAACUCGAUUUUCUUAUCACGUGUUCUUGAGUUUUAGAGGUGAAGACACCCGGAAUACUUUCACCGAUCACCUUUACACAGCGCUACUAUGUGCAGGAAUACGCACAUUUAGGGAUGAUGAAAGACUUGAGAGAGGUCAGAAUAUCGCCUUAGAACUAAAUAAGGCAAUCCAAGAGUCGAUGAUUUCAAUAAUUGUCUUCUCAAAAGACUAUGCAUCUUCAAGAUGGUGUCUUGAUGAGCUUCUGAAUAUCCUUAAGCACAAGAAGACUGUUGGUCAUAUGAUUUUGCCCGUCUUCUAUCACGUGGAUCCAUCAAAUGUAAGAGAGCAGACAGGAAGUUUUGCAAAUGCAUUUGCUAUACACGAAGAGCGAGUUAAGGCAGAGAGAGAAGAAAUAAAAGAGGAGGGGUUGGACAAGAUAAAGAGGUGGAAGGCAGCUCUUAGAGAAGUUGCAGAUUUGGCGGGGAUGGUUUUAAUAGAUGGGAAAGAAUCAAGUUUUAUUCAAAAUAUUGUUAAAGAGAUUAGCAACAAAAUGAAUCGCACGGUCUUGAGUGUUGGUCCAUACCCAAUUGGAAUAGAUGCUCGUGUAGAAGGCAUAAAUUCGUGGAUACAAGAUGGAUCAAUUGAUGUUGGCAUACUGACAAUCUGUGGAAUAGGUGGGAUCGGGAAGACAACCAUUGCUAAAACUGUGUAUAACCUAAACUUCGACAGAUUUGAAGGUAGCAGCUUCCUUGCAAAUAUUGGAGAAACAUCAGAACAACCAAAUGGUUUGGUUAGUUUACAAAAACAACUUCUUUCUGAUAUUCUAAAGGGGAGAGAAGAAAAAAUCAGCAGUGUGGAUGAAGGAAUCAUCAAGAUUAGAGAUGCUAUUUGCUGUAAAAGAGUUUUAGUUGUUCUUGAUAAUGUGGAGCAAUCAGACGAACUAAAAGCAGUACUCAUAAUGCGCGAUUGGUUUUAUCGAGGAAGUAAAAUUAUCAUAACAACUAGAAAUGAGCAAUUGUUGAAGGCACAUGAACUGUAUAAGAUGCACAGAGUUGACGAAUUAAACAAUGAUGAAUCGUUUGAGCUCUUCUGUUGGCAUGCCUUUGGACAAGAUCAUCCGAUUGAACUUUACUUGGAGCACUCAAGAAGGGUUGUACGCUACUGUGCAGGGCUUCCUUUAGCUCUUGAAGUGUUGGGUUCUUCUCUUUCUGGCAGACCUGUAGAUGUGUGGAAAAGUGCAUUAGAGAAAUUGGAAGCUAUACCCAACACUCAGAUCCUAAAGAAACUAAAAAUAAGUUUUGAUUCUUUACAAGAUGACCAUGACCAAAAUUUAUUCCUCGACAUUGCUUGUUUCUUUGUGAGAAAGAAUAAAGAAUUCACAAUUACAAUACUAGAUGGGUGUGGUUCCUACACAAAAGUUGGGAUUCAAAAUCUCAUAGAUAGAUGUCUCCUAACUAUCGAUAGAAAUAACAAGCUGGCAAUGCAUCAGUUGCUUCAGGACAUGGGAAGAGAAAUCAUACGCCAAGAAUCACCCAAGGAUCCUGGGAAACGCAGCAGAUUGUGGUAUCACAAUGACGCCUUUAGUGUAUUAAAUGAAAAAACUGGAACAGAUUCCAUUGAAGGUCUCAUCCUCAACUUAAAUGUGCCUAGGGAAGAUAGGUCAACCAAGGAAUUCCAUGGUUUAGAUAAUGCAAAUAGACACCAUUCUGAAGGUUUUUUUGACAAAUCAACAUUACAUUCUAAAAGCAAUGCAUUGAAGCAGCGGCUAGGCUUGUUCUCUUGGGUCCCCAUAAAUUCUGCCACAGUAGGAUCACAUUCUACAUCAGAUGAAGUAGAAUUGCAAACUGAUGCAUUUUCAAGCAUGCGCAAAUUAAGACUGCUCCAUCUGAAUUAUACAAACCUCGCCGGAGAUUAUGAAGAAUUCCCCAGGAAGUUAAGAUGGUUGUGUUGGCGUGGGUUCCCUUUAGAAUCUAUACCCAAUUGCUUUCCUAUAGAGAGUGUGGUUGCUCUUGACAUGCGCAAUAGUAGCUUGAAACAAGUUUGGACUGGAAACAAGGUCCCAUACUAACUUUUUCCCUUUUUUUUUUUUUUUUUUUUUUUUUUUGGUGAUUACUAUGAAUGUCAUAUAUUCUAAUUUCUAAAUAGGCCAUUGCAAGGUGCAUUGGUAAAAUGCUUAGGUUGAGUGUGUUAUGCUAAUAUUUUUUACUUUUUUAUACAAUUGCUCAGAUGGUUAAAAAUCCUCAAUCUCAGUCAUUCCCAUGGUCUUACCAAUACGCCCGAUUUCUCACGAGUCCCGAAUCUUGAAAGAUUGAUUCUCAAAAAUUGCAUAAAUUUAAUUAAGAUUCAUGGAUCAAUUGGGGAAUUAGGGAGACUAGUUGUGUUGAAUCUAAAAGGUUGCAAAAAUCUUCCGAAUCUUCCACCUGAAAUUGGUCAGCUAAAAUCUCUUGAAAUACUCAUUGUAUCUUGUUGUUUAAAACUUGAGAAGUUGCCUGAAGAACUGGGCAACAUGGAGUCUCUGAAAGUGCUCCUUGCAGACGAGAUUGGCAUAAAUCAAUUACCCUCUAUGACUACUGGGGUAAGAUCAUGGCCUUCACACUUCCGGGAUUGGCUAUUGGGACCAAGAAGAAUUCCAAAAUCGAUCAGCUUUUCGCUGUGCUCUUUACCACACUCAUUAUCAAGGUUGAGUCUUGCUAGCUGCAACCUAUCAGAUGAUGCUAUUCCAAACAAUCUUGGUAGCCUAUCCCAGUUGCAGUACUUGGAUCUAAGUGCAAAUCCAAUCUGUAGCCUUCCAGAGAGCAUCAAGUGUCUCACUAUGCUCAACGAACUCUAUUUAGGCAACUGCGAAACACUCCAGUUACUUCCGGAGCUUCCAAUGAGUUUAAGGGACUUGUAUUUAUCCAGUUGCAGGUCACUGGAAAUGAUAACAAAUCUACCAAACCUGAAUUCACUGGAUUUGAUGAUAAAUGACUGUGAGAAACUAACUGAGGUUCAGAGACUGUUCAAGUUAGAACCAAUUGGAAACUUUGAUGAAGUAAUGAUCAGCAAUUUGGGCUUGUCCAACUUGGAAUUCCUGAGAAAUAUUGAAGUGUGGUUGGUCAAUAAAAUGACAUUAACUAUAAGAAAACUUCCCCUUCAGGUGAGCUCUAUCUCUAUCUCUCUCUCUCACACACACUCUCCCACACACACAUAUUGGUACGAGUUAAAAAUUAUGAUUUUGAUGCUGUAGGGACUGUAUGAAUUGGGCAUAUUUAGCACUUUUCUCCCUGGUAGUGAAGUUCCAGACUGCUUCAUCAUUAAGAGCAUGAGAUCUUCAAUAUCUUUUGAGGUACCUUCAUAUCCUAAUUUGAAGAUGAAUGUAUAUGUUGUCUAUGCACAAACUGAUAAUCUGAGCGAUGGUUAUUUAGAAAUUUUGGAUGAGUUAUGCAUGAUUAAAGUGAGUAAUAAAACAAAGGAUGUAAAGUGGACAUACUGCCCAACAUUCAUGGGCUAUCCAGAUGAGGGCAAGGAGAUGGUAUGGUUAAGCCAUUGGAAUAUUGUGAAUCAAUUCAUGGAAGCUGGCGAUGCAGUGAAUAUUUCAGUGGAUUUUUGGCAUAAAGGUAAUCUUCAGGUAAAGGAGUUUGGGAUCCAUGUUGUGGAGGAAGAGAAGGAUACCCCAUACAACACCUAUCCUUCUUGUCAAAAUGUUAAUAACUUUGACUUGUCAUCGUAUCAGGUGAGCACAGGUGCUUACUUCCUCUGCCAUCAUCGUUUUGACGUCUAUCAAUGCAACUUUCCUGAUGGUAAUUGGGAUACAGAAAGUUGGUUGUAUGAUAUAUAUUUUGGUGAUACCAAAAGUUGGUUGAAUGAUCUAUAUUUUGAGGAUGUCUCUUUCGAUGAUGAAUGGAUUACCGAAAAAGAGGAUGAAGAAGAUGAUACUGAUGAAGAAGAUGAAGUAGAAAGGAUGACUAGAACACUUGAGGAAAUUUAUGCAAUUGAUGAUAAUGAAGACGUGGAGCCAUUAAAUCCCAUUGAUGAUGCUAAUGAGGAAGAUGGUGAUGAUGAUGCUAAUGAGGAAGAUGGUGAUGAUGAUGAUGCUGAUGGUGAAGAGUUCAAUUUUAGUUUCUAACUUUGGAGAUGGAUGAGUUAGAAUAUGAGAUUUCUGACCUCUAUGUUAUUUUGAGCUACAUUCUCUUUUAUUUAUAUUCAGACUUUGGAAUAUUCUCUUUUAUUUAUAUUCGGAAUUCGGAAUAUUGUUAGGAUUUGAGAUUUGUGAACUCAUGGAUGUGUAAUAU
Cornus florida is the source of this 4913-nucleotide messenger RNA. Its product is annotated as disease resistance protein RPV1-like. Gene Ontology annotation, biological process: defense response; signal transduction. Gene Ontology annotation, molecular function: ADP binding. The transcript has 6 exons. The record is from RefSeq and is a predicted model, not a curated record. Bases 632 to 2710 code for a protein of 692 amino acids. NCBI's taxonomy places the organism in Eukaryota, Viridiplantae, Streptophyta, Magnoliopsida, Cornales, Cornaceae.